This is a messenger RNA of Strongyloides ratti, 3678 nucleotides long. Its product is annotated as Restin homolog. The coding region runs from base 1 to 3678 and encodes 1225 amino acids. Gene Ontology annotation, cellular component: nucleus; microtubule plus-end; cytoplasm. Gene Ontology annotation, molecular function: microtubule plus-end binding. Gene Ontology annotation, biological process: cytoplasmic microtubule organization. Lineage: Eukaryota; Metazoa; Nematoda; Chromadorea; Rhabditida; Strongyloididae. The record is from RefSeq and is a predicted model, not a curated record. The transcript has 3 exons.
AUGAGUACAUUCAAAGUAGGAGAAAAAGUUGAAACAGAUAAAGGUAAAGGAAAAAUAGGAUUUUAUGGUGAAACAAAUUUUGCUCCAGGGAUAUGGGUAGGAAUAAUUCUUGAUAAAGAUAAUGGAAAGAAUAAUGGAACUAUUGAUGGAGUGAAAUAUUUUUCCUGUCCGGACAAGUAUGGAAUAUUUAUGAAACCAAGUCAAGUUAGAAGAGAAGGUGAAAGAAGAUCAUCUACCAGAGCAUCAAUUGCUUCUUCUGCAAGACAAAGUAAAGCACCAAGUACUAAAGUUUCUGUAAAAAAUUCACCUAUACCAACUCCUAGAAGUAUGAGUCCUUCAAAGACUGUUAAUAAUUUAUCUAAUACAAACAUACCAUCAACAAGGAAGUCGUCUUCUGGAAUCAAAAGCCCUAGGUCAAAUUCUAAACCACCUAACUCUGGUACAACGACAACAUCAAUAACAUCAAAUAAUGAUUCUUUACAUAGUAGUGGUCAGUCAAAUGAAUCUUUUGAAAUGGUAAAAGAAGAAAGCAUUCCAGAAAUAAAGGAUAGUAUUGUUGAGGAAGUAAAAGAUUCUGAUAUGAUUGAUGAAUUGGAGAAACCUGUAGAAAUAUCACCAAUAAAAUAUGUUCCACCUCCAGAUUUAGAUGAGGGAAAAGAGUUAGAAUAUUUGAGAUCAAAAAAUGUUGAUUUGGAGGAACAAGUAGAAGUUUUAAAAAUCAAGAUUCGUGAGUUUCGACCAAAAAUUCAUGAAUUUGAAAGACUAAAGGUAACUGUUCAAAAAUUUGAAGAAAAUAAAAAACAAAUACUUGAACAAAAUUCACGCCUUAAACGAGAACUUGAAGAAUAUAAGCAUAGACUAGAGGAAUCUUUAAAAAAAAUUGAAGAAACAGAAAUUCCCGAUAUUAUUGAAUUAAAAGGUCAAAUAGAAGAGCUCUCUAUUGACAAAGAAAUAGCUGAAGAAGAAUGUGAAAUUGUUAAAGCAGAAUUAGAAUCAUAUAAAAUACAGUUUGCUGAAAAAGAGAAGGAACUGUCUCUUUUAAAAUCUGAAAUGGAGAGAGCUGAUAUAUCAUCUGGUGGAAAUAGUUUACAGUAUGCUGCAUUACAAAGACAAAAUGAAAGUUUAUCAGAUGCUGUAAAUAAACUUCGUGAUCACAUAGCUCAAGGUAAAAUUGUUGAAUCAGAAAAUAUGAAAGUAAUUGAGAGAUUAAAACAAGAAAUAGAGGAUUAUGAAGAAUUAACCAAUAAUCAAGAAGCUGAAAUUGCUGAAUUAAAAAAUAUGUUAUCUGAUUAUUCUGAGCAGAUUGAUGCUGCUGCUGGAGCUGAGAAAGUUAUUGAUAGUUUAACAGAAAAAAAUUUAGAAUUGGAGGAUAAAUUGGGUGAUUUAAACGAAAAAAUUAUUGAAUUAGAAGAGUUAAAUGAUAUUAAUGAACAAUUACUUGCUUGUGCUAAAGAAGAUGAGGCAAGGAAUAAAAGGCAACUUGAUGAGGAAAUUGGUUCAGUAAAUAUGUUAAGAAAAACUCUACGUAUUAGAGAGGAAGAAAUUGACAAAUUUGAACUAACUAUACAACAAUUUAGGAAUAGAAUUACGGAUUUGAAUAUUGAAAUUCAAAACAAAGAAGAUGAAUUAUUGAUAGAGAGAGAAAAGUUACAAGAAAAAGAAGCAAAUGCCGAUGUUCCUGUUUAUAGUUCAAAUAAAGUUUUUGCUGAGUUGGUAGAUUUGGAAUUAUAUCGUAUCAAUUGUGAGUAUGCACAAAUGGCUGCAAAAUUACUCAAAUUUUUCCUUCCUGAUAAUUUCUCAAAGCCAGGUGGUGAUAAUGAUGCACUUUUAUUAAGUAUUUCUUUACCACGUGUAGCAGCCAAAUCUAUAGCUUUAGGCAAUUUAUUAUCUAAAAAAUAUCCUCUUGUACCUGGUGGUAUGAGGAGAGAACAUGUUACAAGAAGCCAUCGUGGUGAACAAUGGGGAUAUGUAGCUAAUAUUUCUUAUAUACUUUCAAAUUUAAAAGUAAUAGCAAAGAAAUUCGAAGGAACUUUACAAAGUUGUUCUGUUGGGAAACUUGCUUCAAUUUGCCAUCUUCAAUCAGAAUUUGCACAUCAUGAAAAAGUUCUUGAUAGUUAUUUUGAGCUAUUGAAACAAGAUAGACUUGAUGAAAAUUCAAGUAUUGAACCAUUGUACCAAAUUGUUCAUCAUUUCAGUUACUCUUUUGAAGUUAAUAUGAGUAUGGAAAGUUAUGAUAAUAAAGAGAUGUUAAUUAAUAUAUGUACUCAACUUACUAGAGGAUUUGAAUGGGUAAAUAUCAAUGGACAACGCAUACUUUAUUAUUUAGAAGAUAAUUAUUCUAGGGAAAAUGAUAUCAUACGCUCUUUUAAUAAAAUUAUGGAAACUAUAACAGAGGGUGAAAAACUUUUAAUCAGAACACAAAAUAGUAUUCCAAAAGAUAAGGAUAUACAAGUUAAUAGUGAAUUUAUGGAUUUUAUAUACACAAUAAUAACUUCAUUAGAAAAAAUUGCCAAAGUAUUUGUUUUUACAUGCAAAGCAGCAACAUCAAUGAUGAAUUCAUUUAAUGAAUGUGAUGGUCUUCGUAUAGGUCAAUUAGGAGAAUGUAUUCAUAAUUCUGUUGAAAAGAUUGCUGGUUCUAUACCAAGUGAUAAAGCAUUGGAACAUAUACAAAGUUUUGCUGAUAAUAUUGUUAGUGGUUUAGAUAAAGUUUCUAAAAUUAUGGAAGAAGAUAGUUUGGUUACAACAAAAGUUGGAAAAAAACCAUAUUCUGCUUUAUAUGAACGUGGUAUUGCAAGGAAGAAUGAUUCUCAAGAAUUAGAAUCAUUACGUUGGCAAGUUACAUCAAAAGAUGAACAAAUACGUGAAUUAAGUUAUGCAUUAAAAGAGAAAAAAGAUUGUAUAAGAAAUUUAGAAUUAAAACUUGAAACACAUAUAAAGAAUAUUGAAGGGGGUAAGGGAUCUGAUAAGAGAGUUGAACUUAUAAAGAAAGAAUGUGAAGAAAAAAUUAAAAAAUGUAGAGAAGAACAAGAAACAUUGUUAUCUGAGAUUGAUGAAUUAAAUAAACAACUUGAAAUGAUAUCAGUAGAGAAACCUGCACAUCUUACACAAUUUAAUGAUAGUCAGUCUCCUCUUGAUAAAAGUCAUAAGAAAAAUAAUGAUUCUGAUGUUUUAAAAGAAGUAACUGGACUUGUUGAUAUAUUAAGGAAAAACUAUCAAAAUCUUCAGGAUAACUAUAAAUAUGUAAAUUAUAAGAACUGUAGUCUACAAGCUAGACAAAAUGAAACAAUUAUAAGAACAUUAAAACCUCUCAAAGAGGCUAAUUCUGUUGCUGGUAUCUAUUCAUUAAGAAGUUUCAAUAAAAAUAAAAAUAAAAAUGAUAUCGUAACUUUGAGUCUUGAAGCUGACAAACUUAAUAGUGAAUGGUCUUUACUACAAUUAGAGGGUAUUAAUCCAAAAAAUAAAAGGCAAUAUCAAAUGAAAGUUGAGAAUUACAAUAAUCGUGUACAAGCUUUAGAAUUUAAAUUUUUUACAUAUUGGGGAAUGAAUCACCCUGGUGAAGAUUUACCUAAAACUUUCAAGAAGCCAAGAAAAAUGGUUGACAAUAAUGUGUCAAAAGAAAAUGAACAACCGUCUAUAAGAACAAAUAAACUUUUAGAAAAGUGGUGUAAUAUAAGAUAA